This is a messenger RNA of Suillus clintonianus, 687 nucleotides long. RefSeq lists its product as uncharacterized. Bases 25 to 306 code for a protein of 93 amino acids. The transcript is spliced from 2 exons. Lineage: Eukaryota; Fungi; Basidiomycota; Agaricomycetes; Boletales; Suillaceae. The record is from RefSeq and is a predicted model, not a curated record.
GCCUUGGGCAAGAUUUCAAUCAAAAUGAAAAUAAUACUAAUAAUACAAGCGUUCAUUUUAGUGGUUUUGCAGAUAGUAUAUCAUUCGACAGUUUUAGUAAAAGAAAGGAAGCAAGGAGUUAAGUUGUCAAGGAAAACUGCAACUGAACUGACUGUGUUACAUAUCCACAAACGCGAUGCCAAGGUAUAUCAGCCAUUUCAUGGCGUUGCAGCGUGUAGCUCAGCAUGCUCAUACCUCCGAGUCAUGCUGCCGGCAAUCAGUCAGCAAAGCAAUAAAAACGUAAGCACAACGAUGCCCAUCGUCUGAGAUGAAGCACCAAUAGCCUUUCUUGAAGAGCAGUAUAGAUCACGCAUGGUAUUCACGCGGAAAAUCCCUGCAACGAACAUCAUGUUUUUACCGUGGAUUCUCCAACAUUUAAGGAUAUCUGGUUCUAAGUGAGCGCAAAGGGUCUGCAAGGAAGCGUCGGAUGAGUUCUUAGCUCAAUGAAAAGGAAUGGAAUGUAACGCGCCUAAUACCCUGUAGCUAGUCAAACUGCCUGCUAAUGAUGUGCCUCCUUUGCAAUCUGAGCACCGUAUGGGUUUUUAGGAUCCUUAGCGUACGUCUCCGCACGAACACCCAUCUCCUGCAUCUUGGAGACGAGGUAAAAAGUGACUACGCUUGCUGCAAGGAAGGGCGCCAUGGGCCUCA